AUGUAUUUUUUGUCUCUUAUUUUAAAGGCACCUGCUCCAUUGGCCCCUCGAGGAGUGCAGGCCAAGCCAAAGUCCAAAAUCUCUGCCUCGCGAAAACUCUCUUUAAAGAUCCUCUUGCUCCAAAGAGCCAUUGACGAUCUAGAACAGGAGAAAGUGAGUCGGGAUGAAGAGAAGGUGAGAUAUCUGGCCGAGAAGAUGCCACCCCUUCAGGUAACUGGCCUCUCAAUGGAUGAGCUACAGAAACUGUGCCGGCAACUUCAUGCCAAAAUCGAUGUAGUGGACGAGGAGAGAUACGACUUUGAGGCCAAAGUGAAUAAAAACAACAGAGAUAUCCAUGAGUUGAACCUUAAGGUGCGAGAUUUAGGUGGCAAGUUUAAGAAACCGGCCCUGAGGAAGGUGCGUGUGUCUGCCGAUGAGAUGAUGAGAGCUCUGCUGGGCUCCAAACACAAGGGCUCCAUGGAUCUCAGGGCUAACCUUAAAUCUGUGAAGAAAGAAGACAUCAAACAAGAGAAGGUUAUGUCGUCAGAGGUGGGUGACUGGCGUAAGAACGUCGAGGCCAUGUCAGGCAUGGAGGGCAGGAAGAAAAUGUUUGAUGCUGCUGGUGGUGGACAGUGAACGGAGUGUAUAUACAGUAUAUAUAGUGUAUAAUUGUGUAAAUGGUGUGUGUAUUUGUUAUUGUAUUAGAAUUGAGUCAAGUCCAACAUAAAGGAAAAUCACUUGAAAGUAAUUUAAUCACAUCUUUAAAGUUAUUAAAAUUUCGAUGAUGC
Triplophysa rosa is the source of this 767-nucleotide messenger RNA. RefSeq names its product troponin I, skeletal, slow c (gene tnni1c). The coding region runs from base 1 to 615 and encodes 204 amino acids. Lineage: Eukaryota; Metazoa; Chordata; Actinopteri; Cypriniformes; Nemacheilidae. The record is from RefSeq and is a predicted model, not a curated record. Gene Ontology annotation, biological process: muscle contraction. The transcript is spliced from 6 exons. Gene Ontology annotation, cellular component: troponin complex.